Molecule: messenger RNA, 813 nt
Organism: Acanthamoeba castellanii str. Neff
Lineage: Eukaryota; Discosea; Longamoebia; Acanthamoebidae
Exons: 7
Coding region: 1-813 (270 amino acids)
Source: RefSeq, a predicted model, not a curated record
AUGCAAGGCGCGACGCUUGGUGAGGACUUUCACCGUCAGAGGCGACAGCUGGAGGAGGCGGUGACGAGGGCAGAGCAAGGGGUGGUGCUGGGAGCAGCUGGGCACUCACCAGACGGAAGCGGCCGGCUGGCGGAAGCCCUCACCGCGCUGGCGAACCUGUGCGCCCAACAGGCCACCACGCUGCGUCGGCAGCUACCCGACCAACCCACACACAGCCCCGACGAGGAGCGCACGAUAGACCAGAUCAACGCUCUCCACCUCGAGGCAAGUGAGCUGUAUGCACGAGCUAUGCGAACCGAUUCGUCAGUGGCGCGAGCCACGUCGAUCACGUCAUGCGUGUGGCAGGCUCCGCCGUCGCCUUCCCUCUCCUUCCGCACCCUCCACACAGACACGAACGAGGUGGGAGAAAAGGAAGAGUACCCAAGCGACGAUGAAGAAGGCGAUGAAGAUGAAGACGAGGACGAAGACGAGGACGAGGAGAUGAGCGAUGAGGUGCAGGAGCGACACAUGUUCGACCUCGCCCGACGCCAGUACGAGGAGCACCUGCGCACGUCGGCCGACCCGCGAAUAGUCAUGCGCUACGCGCGAAUGCUGGUCCACAGACUGGAGGAGAAGGCGCGGGUGUACACGGAGGAGGAGCAGGCGGGGUUCCUCGCCCGGGCGGCCGAGCUGCUGGCUCAGGUGGUACGCCAGGGCCAGGAGGACACCGGCGGCGGCGGCAGCAGCGGCGGGGAAUUGGCCAACGAUGCGGCAGCCUACAUACAACGCGUGGAGAGUCUCGCCAAGAACAAACGCACGCGUCAUGCCCCUUGA